CUCUUCUCGGGUUUACGAAUGGCCUCCUGCGACACCAGGAAAGAUUUUACCUUUGUGAUUAUUGGAGGAGGCAUCUCUGGAGUGUCAUGUGUAGAAUACUUGUCAUCGUUAUGUUCAGAAGAAACAAUCGCUCUUAUAACAGCUACAGAUAUAGUCAAAGCGACUUGCAACCUUAAGAAGUUCGGCAGAACACUAGAGGAAUUCGAUGUGGAGGAGAGAUCAGCUUCUUUACUGUUUGAACAGAGUCCUAAUGUUGUAAGCAUACAGUCAGUUGUCGUUGGUGUUCACCCUCAAGGUGCGUAUGUAAGGUGAUAUUAGAAAAUAUAUCUACCUUCUAUGUGCAUUACAGUAAAACGUGUACUUAAUUUAACGUUUCAGUCCCAGCCACAUGUAAUUUUUAAACAGCUCUAUUUCUAUCCUUAACAUUAAUUAAGGAAGACCAAGUAAUAGAACAAGUUUGCUGUUCGUUUAUUCGUGGGUUUCCCUGUUGGUUUGAAUUUUGAGGUGAUAGGAUAAAACGCGGUUUUCAGUUACUAAAACAAGGAAUGACCCUAAAUGACCUAAAACGACUAAAAAUGACCUUUGGGGACCUCUAAAAUGUCCCAAAACGACCUAAAAUGACCUUGACUUUGCGGUGCUGACAAAAUCUGGAUCGGACUGGAUUGGACGGGAUUGGAUCAUGGAUGAGAUCUCAGACUAGAUCACGAAUCAGAUCAUGGACCAGAUCACAGAUCUGAUCUUGGAUCAUGGAUUGUAAAAUAAAAUGUAAAAUAAAAUUAGAAUUUUUGCGUGACAAGUCAAAAUAAAUUCUGUGUGACAAAAUAGAGUGUCGGUCCCUCUGGGAGUUUUUUUUCACCCAAAACCCCCAUUUAGUCACUUUCACAGCUGUGUCAAGGAGUGUUUUGUAGUGCCACCAUGGAUGAAGGCAUGCAAGAGGUAUGUAUCAUUUUAUCAUUAAGGUAAAUUUUUCGCUUUUCAAAAAACAUGUUAAAUAAAAUCCACAGUUAGUGCCACCAUGGAUGAGGUCCAAGAGGUAUGUAUCAUUUUAUCAUUUGCUUCCACAGUUGAGGCAGGUCCUCGGGCUUCCUCUAUUGCUGGCGCGUGAGGCAUGUUUGAAGCUGUAGUUCACAAAUUGGUUGACCUUAGUACUCCACAUUGCAAACUCAAGUCUUGGGUGCUAUUUGAGAUGCUAGACCUCCUAAUUGCUGCUCAGAUCAAAGACAAAUUAGGAAAAAUUUUGAAAAACCGUCUGAAUUUUUGACGAAACCCAAAAACCAAAUGCUAAACCAGGUAAAAUCUGCAAAUGGAAAUGAACAAUUAAAUCCAAUCCUGUCUGGUCCAAUCUAGAUUUUGUCGACACUGCAUUGUCCACAUAACUCAGGGUCGUAUUAGGUUAUUUUAUGUCAUUUUAGAAAUCACUCAAGGUCAUUUUAAGUCAUUUUAGGUCAUUUUAGGUCAAUCCUUGUUUAAUUGACUACCAAUAAAAUGCACACUCUUUCAAAUCCCUUCAUUUAUGACUUGCAUGUUAAUGUGUCAGGUUGAAUGAACUCUGUUGUUUAAUGAUCUAACAGUUUUUACUCAAUGAAAAUACGCUCAGUUAACAUAGCCUAAAACUAACAAGAUUGACUUUACCCUCAUAGGGAUCUGUGAUAGAGAGUUUGUCAAAAAAGAGAAAGAUUCCCUUUUUUUGUCCUUUUGAAAUGAGACUUUUUGUAGGUACUCUAUAUAAACAUUUCAUUGAAGUGUUACUAAUUUCAGCUCAAAUUGCUAUGCUGUUAAAAUUUAUUUUAUUUCUGAUUGUAUUUAUUAACUUUAGAGCACAGUAUUAUAACAGAGAGUGGUAACAAGUAUUACUACAAGAAGCUGUGCAUCUGUACAGGAGGAACACCCAACCUUAUCACCAGACAUCCUUGUGUUAUUGGCAUUAGAGAUACAGAGAGUGUAUUACAGUUAAAGAGUAAGCUUUCUCAGGCUCGUCGAGUAGCUAUUGUUGGAAAUGGGGGAAUAGCUUUAGAACUUGUGUAAGUUAGUUGAAAGAUCUACAAUUUUACUCUUUUGGCUUUGAAAUUAAUGUAUAAUUAUUACUCAUGAGUCAUCCUCAUAAUUUUUAAGUUUUCGUCAUUGUUAGUUAGCUUCAAGUACUGAGUUUUGCAUUCAAUCUCUCUUCUCUUUCCAGUGGCCUAUAGAGGUUUCAUCCCAGUGGAACUUUGCAUUCUAUAAGUUUUUCCUCACCAAAAUUAUUUCUCCCCAGCAAAUUCAAGAAGGAGCUCUUUAAAGGUGGUUAACAAAAUCUGGCUGUCAGAUUUGUAGAUUUUCACAGCUGAGCCCUGUCAUUCCCUGAAUUUUUCUCAAGACAAAACAUGUUUUUUCUUAGACAAGAUCAUGAUAUAGAUCCAUCAACAUACAAACUUCGUGCUGUAACACACAUUUUGGCAAGUACAACCUGUUAAAAAAACAAGCUGGUCUGUGAUUGUUAACAUAUGUAUUUAGUUUAGUUGAAGUAAUUCCCCCAAAAUCAGAAGUCGUUUUUGUCCAGACUUGAUUGAAAGAAUAAAAUUGGAAUAAAACUAGGCCACAUAUAAUCAGCAUCACCACUUUUUUUGUAGGGUAAUGUGUGGGAAAAAAUUUCAAAUGUUUACUGUGUUGCUUUGGUUUUUGAAGUGUGGAAAUGAUCCAGUUUAAGGUGAAUUAGUGAUUCUGAUUAUUUCACAUUACAUCACUGCAACAUAAAGCACAUUUCUCUUCAUAGGUAUGAGAUGUAUGAUUGCCAGGUAUUGUGGGCCAUUAAAGAUGAAACCAUCGGAAAUGCAUUCUUUGAUGAGGGAGCAGCCACUUUCUUUCUUCCCCACAUUGAAACCAACCAACAAGUUUGGAAAGAAAAAAAGAAGUUUAUGACGCAUACUGUGAAGAGAAUGAAGUAUGGUAUAGAGACUGUUGAGAAUAAUAAGCAUGGUUAGUAUUUUUGUCUUUUCCAAAGCUUACUGAAAUUUCACUUAAUCCAGGGACCCACAAAGACCCAAGUUUGUGGUGUAUUGACAUAGUGUACCAGUAUUUCCUAGAUUAAGCACCCAUGCCCCAAUAAGCAUCCCCUCCCAAAUAAACACCCAUCCCCAGGGCCAUAGUGUCAAACAAGCAUCACCCAUCCUCCCUCACUUUCUUAAACAGUAGGGAUUCAAGGAAAACCUGUUUCUAUUGCCACUAUAUUUAUAACUUUUUAAGCUUCAACUAAUAAUAAGCGAGAUAAUUUGGUUUUAUCAACUGAGCUUCUUUGUCUGAUGAAGGGCUAACUCUCGAAACAUCAGCUUUAAAACUCUUUACACUGGCCAAUUUACAUUAACUCAGUUGAUAAAACCAAAUUAUCUUGUUAUACUCCCCCACUGAUGCAGCACCACAGUUUCUUUAGAAACUUACCCCUUUUAAAUAUAAAGCAUCCCCCUCAAUUAAACAACCCUGCAAUACAGUGCAAGUGCCCCUCCUUUUCAGCUAAAAUUUUAGAUAAGGCCUAGGGGCUUAUUCAAGGAAAUGUGGUGCAUGCCAAUAUCACUGUUGUUAAUCAUGUAGAUACAUGUAGCCUUUGUAUUGUGGAAACAUGUGGGUAAUAACUAGUGACAGCCUCUAACCCCUGCCCAGUUUUCUUUGACGAAAACACCUUAAAGUGUUAAACUGAAUAAAGGUUAAGGUUGCAGGAAUUUAUUGAAAUACUGAAAAAAGGCAUUUUUGUAAUGCUGAUUUGUUACAAGAAAUUAUUUAUCCUUGCUGGAACUGAGAUUUAAUUAGGCUUCUUUUAUAUGGGGUUUUUUAUUUACUGGUAUUGCUUGCUUUGGUUUACUUUAAUUUUUGUCAGAAGCCUGUUAUCAUGGAAAUCCCUCCAACACUUUGAGUGGUGGAGCUUUGGGACCUGACUGGUGUUCAGACUUCUCUCUCUGUGGUGCCAGCAGCAAAGAGAAAGGUUACAGACAGGUUCAUGUGGAAUACAAAUGUGAAUUUAAACAACUACUUAACCCUGAAGAAUUAAAAAGGUGUGGUGAGAAAGAGUCACCCUUUCCAUCAAUAAAUGACAGUUUAUUAGAUUCUGCUGAUUGGCCAGUGUAUAUCCAACUUUCAAAUGGAAAAAUAUAUGGCUGUGACUUCAUAGUAUCAGCAACAGGUGUCGUUCCAAACACACAAUCAUUUGUAUCAUGUGCUCCAUUUGACACAGCAGAGGAUGGUGGUCUAUUGGUGAACUCAAAUAUGCAAACUAAUCUUGUAGACAUUUAUGCUGCUGGGGAUGUUUGCACCUUUGGAUGGGAUCCUGCACCUCACUGGUUGCAAAUGAGAUUGUGGAGCCAGGCACGGCAAAUGGGAAUGUUUGCAGCAAAGUGUAUUGCAGCUCAUUUUUCAAAUGAAAAAAUACCUUUGGACUUCUGUUUUGAAUUGUUUACUCAUGUAACUCAGUUUUUUGGAUAUAAAGUUGUUUUGCUAGGAAAAUUUAAUGCCCAAGGACUGGGAAAUGAUUAUGAACUACUUUUGAGAUGUGCAAAGGGUGAUGAGUAUGUGAAAGUUGUUUUGCAUGAAGACAAAAUGUGUGGAGCUGUUCUUAUUGGUGAAACAGAUCUAGAGGAGACCUUUGAAAACUUAAUUUUGAAUCAGACAGAUUUAAGUGCCAUCAAAGAUAUUUUGCUUAACCCUGAAAUUGAUAUUGAAGAUUACUUUGACUAAUAUAAAUGCAUUAAAUUAUCCUAUAAUGUAAAAUUUGAGACUGUCUGGUUAUUUCAAUCCAUACAGAAAUAUUGUGUAAUAGAGUUUAUUGAUCAAGGGAACCAUCCAAGCUGUUCA
Pocillopora meandrina is the source of this 4815-nucleotide messenger RNA. The record is from the annotation of a GenBank genome assembly. Lineage: Eukaryota; Metazoa; Cnidaria; Anthozoa; Scleractinia; Pocilloporidae.